CAGCCACGUACCGAGAGCAGAGAACAGAGCCUAUUAUUUUACAACACCUUGUGCAGAGCGCAGUCACCAGUCUCUCUCUCUGCAAAGCUCGUGCCACCGCACAGAAACAACUUCAGGAGGCUUGCUAUUGUUCCAGCAUGUUACAUAUUCGCCAUUCUGUGUCCACGCGUAUCGGCCUGGCGACAGUUUAAUUUGCUGAGCAAUUUUGGAAGAUCGUUUUUUUCCUCGGCUGAUGUGACAUUAUCCAUCUGUAAUGAUGUGGACCUCUCAGGACUUUAUUGGAUUAGUUUUGUUGUCUAGUGUAUGUAUACAAUUUGGAUUCUCCUUUGAAGGAAAGUUUACGGAUAUCCCCUCCAAUCUAACUGUAAAAGAAGGUCAAAACAUUGAAAUGGCAUGCGCCUUCCAGAGUGGAACCACAUCAGUUUACUUGGAGAUUCAGUGGUGGUUCAUAAGAGCACCAGAAGAACGCAGCAACAGCGAGGAAGAUGACGAUGACGAAGAGAUGGAAGUGAUACCAGAGCCGGAUCCAGACGACGAAGGGACUAAAAUAAGUACGGUGAAGGUACAGGGAAACGACAUCUCCCACAAACUGCAGAUCUCCAGGGUGGGGAAGAGUGACGAGGGCCUGUACGAGUGCAGAGUCACCAACGCCAACUACGGAGAGCUGCUGGAGUACAAGGUCCAGGCCUACCUGAAGGUGAACAGCACCCGGCCCCGCAUCAGACCGGCCAAGAAGACAUCGCCCCUGUCCCACCUGACAGCAGAUAAGAAGCCCCGCAGCAAGACAGGCGCCACAGCAGCACAAGACAGCAUGAGCACCGACCUGAAGGUUCGCUCUACCUCCAGCUCUCAGACGUCAUCAGCCAAGACAAUCAAACAGAGUUCAGGUACGAGGAUAGCUACAAGCUUUGGACUCACCAUCCUGAUUCUUGCCUGUGGCUUUAUGAGGGAUACCUUGCUAUAGUUUCAAGCAUUGACUCUUCCUCACAGUAUCACUCCCUCUUCUCGAAGCAAAGAGAAAAUGGCCUGUUAUUACCACCAAGCGGACGACACAGUUGGCCCUAAUUUUCCACUACUCUGCACCCAAUGCAUUCUUAUUACCCAUUGUACACAAGAGGCACCUUCUCAAAGACCAGCGGCGGGAUUACCUGUUGUGUCGACGUUUCUUCAACGCUCCCAGAAAUCGAAACAAAAUGGAAACUGACAUUGUCUCCUUGGAAUAUCUUUAUUUUGGUUUCCUGCAGUGAAUCUAUUGUGUCAUUGCUUAAAGUAAAAAAAUAUAUAUAUAUAUAUAUAUAUAUAUAUAUUUGUGUAAUAUAUAAAAUGAGUAUAUAUAAU
Messenger RNA from Coregonus clupeaformis (lake whitefish), 1338 nucleotides. Its product is annotated as V-set and transmembrane domain-containing protein 2A-like. The transcript is spliced from 5 exons. The record is from RefSeq and is a predicted model, not a curated record. Bases 254 to 964 code for a protein of 236 amino acids. Lineage: Eukaryota; Metazoa; Chordata; Actinopteri; Salmoniformes; Salmonidae.